AUGAAUCUAGAAACAGAUCCCAACUUCGAGAAAGAAUCACUGAGCCAAUGCUUGAACAGCAGGUUGACACUCCCAGCAGGAAAAAUUGUUCCAGAUCCUUUUAGUAUGAAAAACUUUUCAACUGAUUUUUUGAGACUUCCCCCUUUUGGUUUAAUUGAUAUUUUCAACCACCUUAUCUUAAGUAAAGCUGAAUAUGACAAAGAAAAAUUGGCAUCCUUCAGAUCAUUUGAUGAAUAUACUCUUUUCCAAGAUGGAUAUGUUAGAUCCCUGGGCACAAAAUCUGUGAAGGAUAAUGAUGGAGCCAUUUUUCAUGUUGUUUUUGGUGAAGUAAUACCCACACAGAAAGAACUUACUCAAGAGGGUAUGAAACACUAUAAACUUUGGUUUAUUCUACAACCCAAUGGGUCAAUUUAUUYUGCAUUUUGUAGAUGCAAAGGUGGCGCAGACCAGGGUUGCAGGCWUCUUGGUGCUGCACUCUUUGAACUUGAYGACUUUCUUUCAAAUAACAGAAUAUGUUCUACUUCUCUUCCUGCAUAUUGGAACCCUAAACCCACUCCAAAUCACAAACCAGUACCUUUUAACCAGAUGAAUAUUUCACAUUCAAAACCAAAAAAAGGAAAACGCAAAGUAACUCCAUGUGAUGAGUCAURGGUAGACUYCUUUGAUCCUAGACCAAAGAAGCUAAGGAAUGACACUGCCCUUUCUGCCAAACAGAAGUUUUCACAGCAGCUUUCUGAAAUUGAUCCUGAUGCAGCAAUUCUUAAAUUUCUGUCAUCUAAUCCUGCAGAAGAAAUUGAUCAAGCAUGCAGUAACCAAAAUGUGUCAACAAAUGAAAAUCCAACAGAUCAAGUUCAAAACAUAUGUUUCAAUUCUAUUUCAUCAAAAGCAGAAGCAUUUGUUGCACAAAAUAUUAUUUCAGCCACCAAUGUUCAAGAACAAGCAAAAGUGUUUUUUGAUCAAUUAUUGCUGACAGAGGGAGAAAGAGAUGCCAUAAAUGA
This is a messenger RNA of Actinia tenebrosa (Australian red waratah sea anemone), 998 nucleotides long. RefSeq lists its product as uncharacterized. Lineage: Eukaryota; Metazoa; Cnidaria; Anthozoa; Actiniaria; Actiniidae. The record is from RefSeq and is a predicted model, not a curated record.